Messenger RNA from Impatiens glandulifera, 534 nucleotides. Its product is annotated as plasma membrane ATPase 1-like. Lineage: Eukaryota; Viridiplantae; Streptophyta; Magnoliopsida; Ericales; Balsaminaceae. Gene Ontology annotation, molecular function: P-type proton-exporting transporter activity; nucleotide binding. The record is from RefSeq and is a predicted model, not a curated record. Bases 1 to 534 code for a protein of 177 amino acids. The transcript has 5 exons. Gene Ontology annotation, biological process: regulation of intracellular pH; proton transmembrane transport. Gene Ontology annotation, cellular component: plasma membrane.
AUGGCGGCUACGGCUAUGGCGACGUCUGCUUUAACUAGUGAGUGUCUUCCUAUUACAAAAUUUGUUAAAUCUGCUGGAGAUGGGAUUUACUCCGGUUCUACCUGCAAGCAAGGAGAAAUCGAAGCUUUUGUGAUUGCCACGGGUGUGCAUACCUUUUUUGGUAAAGCUGCUCAUCUAGUAGAUAGUACAAAUCAAGUUGGCCAUUUUCAAAAGGUCUUGACUGCCAUAGGGAAUUUCUGCAUAUGUUCUAUUGUAGUGGGGAUGUUGAUUGAGAUUAUUGUGAUGUACCUUAUUCAGCGUCGAUCCUACCGUACUAGAAUUGAUAAUCUGCUAGUACUGCUUAUAGGUGGAAUUCUCAUUGCAAUGCCCACUAUCCUAUCUGGGGCAAUCACAAAAAGAAUGACAGUAAUAGAAGAGAUGGCAGGCAUGGAUGUUCUUUGUAGUGAUAAAACUAGAACUUUGACACUAAACAAGUUAACGGUGGACAAAAAUCUUAUUGAGGCUGUUUCUAGUCGCCAAGGACCGAAGAUAUAA